AUGGCGCAAUUCAAAUGGUACGACAUCUUCGUGGAUCUUUUUGGAACCAUUCUUAGCUUUGCAGACCCCAUCACCGAUAUUCUUACACUGGUGGAAUUCUACCGCGCAGAUCACAAGACGUGGUUCGUUGUAGGGCUCUGUUUCAUCAUUUUGCCAUUAGUUUUUUUUUCAGUCAUUAAUUUUUCACAGCAGAGCCGGUGUGGCCGGUGCAUUACAUGCAUAUUUGGUUGCAGUCCAUUUUUUCCCGCUUUUAUGAAACUGAGAACGCUUUUUGUUCACCUGAAGAAGUUACCAAACCUAUGGCGAGGCAAUCAAAUCGAACCGACUGACAUUAAUGAAAAUCCACUGACUAAUCUGGAUAACCUACUGGACAUAAGCGCGUUUGCUGUUCUGGCCGAGGCCGCUUUUGAAUCAGCUCCACAGUUUAUUAUUCAGUUGUACGCCAUGGCUGUUCAACAGGAAUCCGUGACGAUCGUUCAAAUGGCUUCCCUACCUGUGUCAUUCCUCAGCUUAGCUUCGGCGUCUACUGUUGCUGACAGAACUAAGUUACUUCAACGUGAUGGUAGAGACCUGAAUCUCAGUGUGAAAGAUAAAGUUCUACUUUUUGUAACGCACUUAUUUAUUUUAAGCAGUCGACUUUUUGCAGUUGCUUUGUUCACUGUAAGCUACAAGUGGUGGGUUAUAAGUGUUUUGAUCCUUCACUGUACGGUGAUAAUGAUAUGUGAGAUCAUUUGGAGCUGUUGGACUUCCGAAAUAGGAGACUGUAACGUAUAUGGAUUACUGUUACUUUGUUUUACUUUCUGCUUCCUUUGGCUACGAGAUGAUUGGUCACCUUCAAGACUUGGCGGAAGGAGCAGAGCGAAACAGCUAAGAGGACUGACGCUCUCGAACGUGCUGUUUGUGAUAGAAAACAUUACCAUGAUCCUGUUGUUUUAUUUCAGUCAUUUCCCUCACACCUGGUUCUCCUUACCAGUCACCAUCUGUGUCUGUUUAUUUGCUGUUCUUGGAGCCGUAAUGAGACUUACUCACUUCUGUUUCUCAAACAAAGAAUCGGACAACGAUGUUUAA
Messenger RNA from Porites evermanni, 1068 nucleotides. NCBI's taxonomy places the organism in Eukaryota, Metazoa, Cnidaria, Anthozoa, Scleractinia, Poritidae. The record is from the annotation of a GenBank genome assembly.